Anopheles marshallii is the source of this 1665-nucleotide messenger RNA. RefSeq names its product RNA polymerase II-associated factor 1 homolog (gene atms). The record is from RefSeq and is a predicted model, not a curated record. NCBI's taxonomy places the organism in Eukaryota, Metazoa, Arthropoda, Insecta, Diptera, Culicidae. Gene Ontology annotation, molecular function: RNA polymerase II complex binding; chromatin binding. The transcript has 3 exons. Gene Ontology annotation, cellular component: Cdc73/Paf1 complex. Gene Ontology annotation, biological process: transcription elongation by RNA polymerase II. Bases 1 to 1665 code for a protein of 554 amino acids.
AUGGCUCCGACCGUGCAAAACGGUGCGAACGGAGCGGAUAAGCGUCCCGUUCGUCAGCAAGAGCGCAGGUCGGAGCUCAUUUCCCGUGUGAAAUACUGCAACACACUGCCGGAUAUUCCGUUUGAUCUGAAGUUUAUUACCUAUCCGUUUGAAAAUGACCGCUUCAUCCAGUACAACCCGACCUCGCUGGAACGUAACUAUCGCUACGAAGUGCUUACCGAACACGAUCUGGGUGUCACAAUCGAUCUGAUCAACCGGGAUCUGUACCAAAUCGACCAUACGGCCCAGCUGGAUCCAGCCGAUGAGAAGCUGCUCGAGGAAGACAUUCACACGCCGCAAGACUCGAUGCGCAGCAGCCGGCAUGCGAAGAGUGUGUCUUGGUUGCGAAAAUCGGAGUACAUCUCCACCGAGCAGACGCGCUUCAAUCCGCAAACGAUGGAAAAGGUGGAAGCGAAGGUCGGUUUCAAUGUGAAGAAAAGCUUGCGCGAAGAAACGCUUUACAUGGACCGCGAGGCGCAAGUCAAGGCCAUCGAGAAGACGUUCGACGACAACACGAAGACCAUCACGACGCACUACAGCAAACCGGGUGUUACACCGGUCGAGGUUAUGCCCGUCUUUCCGGACUUUGCCAACUGGAAGUAUCCGUGUGCGCAGGUCAUUUUCGAUUCGGAUCCCGCACCAAGCGGCAAGAACGUUCCGGCUCAGAUCGAGGAAAUGUCGCAGGCCAUGAUCCGUGGUGUGAUGGACGAAAGUGGCGAGCAGUUCGUGGCCUACUUCCUCCCGACGGAAGACACGCUCGAGAAGCGGCGACGCGAUCUGGUCAACGAAACGCUGUACGAGGAUGAGGAAGAGUACGAGUACAAGAUGGCCCGCGAGUACAACUGGAAUGUGAAGAGCAAGGCCUCGAAGGGCUACGAAGAAAACUAUUACCUCGUGCUGCGACAGGAUGGUAUCUACUAUAACGAGCUGGAAACGCGGGUCCGGCUGAGCAAACGUCGGCAGAAAAAUGCUCAGCAACAGAGCAACACGAAGCUGGUCGUAAAGCAUCGUCCUUUGAAUGCUUCUGAGCAUCGCAUGCAACGCUAUCGCGAGCGGCAGCUCGAACCACCGGGCGAAGAAGAUGAUGAGGACAUCGAGGAGGAAGAAGAGGAGGAGGAGGAUGAGGAGGAAGCGCAAGGAAGUCAGGCGCAGGCAGGCGAGGGCAAAGGCGAAGCCGGUCAGAACGAGGAUAAAACAAAGCGAGACGAUCGCGAUCGAAGCCGUUCACGUUCCAGAUCGCAGGGAUCGAACCGUUCUGGAUCUUCCCGUUCCAGAUCAAGAUCGGGCACCAGAUCUCAGUCGAGAUCAGUUUCGAGAAGUCGCAGCCGGUCAAAGUCGAGAAGCCGUAGUCGCAGCGGUUCUGGCAGUCGUAGCCGCAGCGGAUCUAGAAGUCGCUCGCCUACUCGCAGUAAUAGCCGCAGCGUGUCUCGUUCCCGUUCUCGCUCAGGAUCACGACGUGGAUCAGCAUCGCGUUCCCGUUCACGGUCCGUGUCUCGCUCGCGAUCCAGGUCUCGCUCACGCUCCGGAUCACGUUCCGAUUCUGGCUCUCGUAGUCGCUCCCGCACUCCGGGCGGUGGAGGUUCGCGCAGUGGAUCGGCCAGUCGCUCGGGUAGUGAAUCCGAAUAA